This is a messenger RNA of Plectropomus leopardus (leopard coralgrouper), 2245 nucleotides long. It is a transcript of the gene copz2, whose product is annotated as COPI coat complex subunit zeta 2. Gene Ontology annotation, cellular component: COPI vesicle coat. The record is from RefSeq and is a predicted model, not a curated record. Lineage: Eukaryota; Metazoa; Chordata; Actinopteri; Perciformes; Serranidae. Gene Ontology annotation, biological process: intra-Golgi vesicle-mediated transport; retrograde vesicle-mediated transport, Golgi to endoplasmic reticulum; intracellular protein transport.
GUGACAGCUCAGAGCUGUCCACGUCAACACACCGAGCGAGCACGGCGGCAGCGGCAGCGAUGGACUCCACGUCUCUGGAACCUUCCCUCUACACAGUGAAAGCUGUUUUCAUUCUUGACAAUGAUGGCAACAGACUUCUGUCAAAGUACUAUGACCCUGAGCUUUACCCCUCCAUGAAGGAACAGAAGAACUUUGAGAGGAACAUUUUCAACAAAACACACAAAGCAGACAAUGAGAUAGCCUUCCUGGAGGGGAUGACCAUCGUCUACAAGAGCAGUAUAGAUCUCUUUUUCUAUGUGGUGGGAAGUGCUCAGGAGAACGAGCUCAUGCUGAUGUCAGUACUCAACUGCCUGUUUGAGUCCCUCAAUCAAAUCCUCAGGAAAAAUGUGGAGCGGAGGUGUUUAUUGGACAACAUGGAAGGAGUGUUUCUGGUUGUGGAUGAAAUCAUUGAUGGAGGGAUAAUUCUGGAGAGUGACCCCCAGCAGGUCCUACAGAAGGUCAACUACAGGGCGGAUGAAAACCCCUUAUCUGAACAAAGCGUGGCCCAGCACAUAACAGAGAAACUGGCUCUGACCACUAACGUUCUGCAGACGGCUAAGGAGCAGAUCAAAUGGUCCAUACUGAAAUGACUCGGACCAGACACAUUUUUCAAGAAAACAUUUUUUAGUCCCAAAGCUAUUUUUUUAUAGUAACACUUUAAAGGGAAGGUCGUUACUGGCCCUGUUGGCCAAUAGGCUUAUAGCUUUACAUAGCCAUUAACCAGCCAGUAAUAGGAUUAUGAUUCUAUGUGUAAUGGCAUUUUGUUACAUUGUGUGUGACGUGAUUAAUUUAUUUAGUUUGGGAGUGAUGUUAGUUGAUACUCUUGUAGAUUUGUCAUUUCUAAUGACAACAAUGGCAUGAGGAGAUGAAGGGAGACGUGAAGGCUGAAGGCAUAGUGUCCAGCUGUGCCUCUGUAGAAGACAAUUAAUGAAAAUACUGGAAAGCUUAUUAGUGAUCAAUAAUCUAUUCUAUGCUUUUAUUUUGGUGGAGCAGGAUUUUCCACUCUUAUUUAAUCAAAUCAGAAUAUAACUGGGAUUUAUUUUUUGUUUGCAUAUCGCUUAAAUACAAAUUUUGAAAAUUACGUAGUUUUAUACAUGAUGUACUUUUGUUUUUGUUACACAUGCAAAUAAUUUUGGAAUGAUCAGCUGAAACAUUCUUAUGUAUUUGAUGAUAAUCUGGAAAAUAAGUAAAUAAUACAGACAGAAGGAAACAAAAACACGACUGCAACAAAUAUCCACAAAUUCAAACUAAAAAGCUGAAUAGCACACAAAAGACAUUAAUUGUAUAUUUUGUACCGUGUUAUUUAAAACACAAACUGAGCAAUUCAUUGCACAAAUGAUGUCAGUCUAAUAAAGUCCUUAAAUGACGAGGGGUGGGAAUCACCAGAGGCCCCACUGUAUACUAUUGUUUAAAAUACUUAGGCCAUGAUACAAUAUCAAUGCAAUUUUAAAUGUUUUGCAAAAUGCUUAGUAUAUCAAAAACAUAUAUCAUGAUCAGUUGUAAUUUACUACUUUUUUUCAACUGCAAGAAAAAGAAAAAAUUGUCAACAUCUGUUUUAUCUAAUAAUAUAAAGUUUUCAUCUUAUGUCAGUCUUUUUAAUUGCAGAAAAAAUGAUUCUAGUGGACUGCAAAAGUAAUUAAAAAAAUUCUAAUAGGCUACCAAAAGUACUAAUAAUUAAUAAUAAAAAGUUACUUUGUGUGCAUGUAUUGAUAUGAUAUUGCCACACCAAAAUAUUGCGAUAUGCUUUACCAACCCCCACCCACCCCCCCCCACCUCUAUAAAAUGACGGAACCAGUACAUUUUUUUAAAGCUUAUUUUAAUUUGUAGAGGAAUGUAAUAAUGCCUUAUGACACUAAACAAAUGUUCCAGCUCCAUGUGUAUGAGGAAACACGUUACUGUUGCACUGAAAGCAAAAUCUUUAUUUCCCUUAAGGUGGAAUUCCCUCAUUAAGGUACAUUAUAUAGUAUAGUAUAGCAUUUGUACAUAGAAUUGAUUGAAGAGUCAAAGGGACCUUGAAGAGUCUAUUUUCUGAGAGAGAAAGGUGUUCAUAGAUAUUAAAUAUUUUCUUAGUGGGAAAGAGGAAAAAUCAACCAAAGACAUUUUGUUUACAUUUGGAUGUUGUCGAAGCAGACUGCCAUUGUGUCUGAUGUAUGGCGUUUUGUCUCUCCACCGUUUCUGACACUGAUAAUAAAAUAUUUGCUCUGGA